AUGGGGACCUCCCCACCAUUAUCUCCGAUAGCAUCAUCAGCAGCAUCAUCCGUUCUUUGGUGCUCUGGAGAAUCAUCAUCAACAUCGCCAGAUCUUACAAUUCCACCAUCAGGAUUGCUAACUGAGUGUAAUUAUGAUCUUGAAUCAUCAUCCUCAUCAGAUUUUGUUUGGACCUCUCAAAAUCCCUCCUCAACAUCACCAGAUCUCAUAAUACCUCCAUCAGGAUGGGUAACUGAGGUGACACCUGAUGAUCAAGAAGUUGAUGAGAUUUUCCAUUUACAAUCAACAGAAGAAUCUGACAAUAGCUUUUUGGAUUAUAUGCAUGGUCGUGCUUUAGGACGACAACAUACACCAUCACCAACACAGUACUCAGCAUCAUCACGAUCUACCACCUCAUGCACACCUCCACCACAGCUAUUACAACAAUAUCAGCAGAGAGAACGAGAACAACAACAACAACAACAACGACAGCAUGUAUAA
Molecule: messenger RNA, 480 nt
Organism: Microplitis mediator
Lineage: Eukaryota; Metazoa; Arthropoda; Insecta; Hymenoptera; Braconidae
Product: protein Tob1-like
Exons: 2
Coding region: 1-480 (159 amino acids)
Source: RefSeq, a predicted model, not a curated record